This is a messenger RNA of Elgaria multicarinata webbii, 1759 nucleotides long. RefSeq names its product G protein-coupled receptor 176 (gene GPR176). Gene Ontology annotation, molecular function: G protein-coupled receptor activity. NCBI's taxonomy places the organism in Eukaryota, Metazoa, Chordata, Lepidosauria, Squamata, Anguidae. The record is from RefSeq and is a predicted model, not a curated record. The transcript has 3 exons. The coding region runs from base 118 to 1707 and encodes 529 amino acids. Gene Ontology annotation, cellular component: plasma membrane. Gene Ontology annotation, biological process: G protein-coupled receptor signaling pathway.
CUGUAUUGGCAGAAGCAGUUCCUGGCGGCGGGCUUUGUUUAGUCCGAAGCCUUGGAGCUCUACGGGGUGACUGAUAGGUAAAGAAGGAAGGAAGAUCUCUUUCCCACCCCCUUCGCCAUGGGGUACAAUGCAAGCUGGGUGCCAGUCAACGAAAAUGAACGUGGGGGUGGGCACUAUCAGGCUGUCACCCCCGCGUUGAACGCAUCCGGGGCACACAUCGUGGGGAUCAACAGAAGCAUCCAUGGGAUGGGGACUUCGGAAGACGAGGAAUAUAGGGAAGAACAAACGUACCGGCAUUUUACUACCAUUGUGCAAGUUGUCAUCUUUAUAGGUUCCCUGCUAGGAAACUUUGUGGUACUAUGGUCGACGUGCAGGACGUCAGUUUUUAAGUCAGUAACCAACCGUUUUAUUAAGAACUUGGCCUGCUCUGGACUCUGUGCCAGCUUAGUCUGUGUGCCUUUUGACAUUGUCCUCAGUGCCAGUCCACACUGCUGCUGGUGGAUCUACACCAUGGUCUUCUGUAAGAUCAUCAAGUUCUUGCACAAAGUCUUCUGCUCAGUGACGAUCCUUAGCUUCCCUGCCAUUGCUCUGGAUAGGUACUAUUCAGUUUUAUACCCACUAGAAAGGAAGAUAUCGGAUGCAAAGUCUCGAGACCUGGUGAUCUACAUCUGGGCUCAUGCAGUGGUGGCCAGCAUUCCUGUAUUUGCUGUGACCAACGUGUCAGAUAUUUAUGCUAUGUCCAGUUGUACUGAGCUUUGGAGUUACUCCAUUGGCCAUUUAGCAUAUGUCAUAAUUUACAACAUUACCACUGUGAUUCUGCCAGUGGCUGUGGUGUUUCUCUUUAUGAUCCUCAUCCGCAGAGCACUGAGUGCCAGCCAGAAGAAAAAAGUCAUCAUAGCUGCCUUAAGAACCCCUCAAAAUACAAUUUCUAUUCCUUAUGCCUCCCAGAGGGAAUCUGAACUUCAUGCCAUGCUGCUGUCCAUGGUUAUGAUUUUUAUUUUCUGCAGUAUCCCCUAUAUGACUUUGGUGAUCUACCGCACUGUACUCAAUGCUUCUGACACCUCUGAGUACUUGCUUCUCACUGCCAUCUGGCUGCCUAAGGUAUCACUGUUAGCCAACCCCCUGCUCUUCCUGACUGUUAACAAAUCUGUACGGAAGUGUUUAGUAGGGACAAUGGUGCAGUUACACCGAAGGUAUAGUCGGAGGAACAUUGUCAGCUCUGGAGGUGCUGUGGACACCAACCUGGAGCCUCAUGUCCGUUCUGGUAGCCAGCUUCUGGAAAUGUUUCAUAUUGGGCAGCAGCAAAUUUUCAAGCCCACCGAGGAUGAAGAAGAGAAUGAAACCAGAUCCAUUGGCUCCAGUGGUUACCAGCAGAAGGAAAUUCGUACAACUAGCUUAGAUGUAGAACAGGCUUUAGUUCAGAGAUCUAUGCCUCAUGCAGUUGCAGAUUCUGCAGCGCAAGUGGCGCCCGCUCUGCCAACAGAAGCAGAAUUGGCCAAUGAGAAGUAUUCCAUGCAGUUGGGCUUUGGACCCUUCGAGCUGCCUCCACAGUGGCUGUCAGAAAAUCGGAACAGUAAGAAACGACUUCUGCCACCAUUGGGAAAUACUCCCGAGGAGUUAAUCCAGACAAAGCAGCCCAAGGGUAAAGCCGAAAGAAAAAUUAGCAGGAACAAUAAAGUCAGCAUCUUCCCCAAGGUGGAUUCAUAGUAAAAGCACUCUCUGUGAUAAGGCAGGGCCAUAUGGGUGAUCCUAUGGAUCU